This is a messenger RNA of Columba livia (rock pigeon), 7837 nucleotides long. It is a transcript of the gene TXNDC16, whose product is annotated as thioredoxin domain containing 16. NCBI's taxonomy places the organism in Eukaryota, Metazoa, Chordata, Aves, Columbiformes, Columbidae. The record is from RefSeq and is a predicted model, not a curated record. The transcript has 20 exons. The coding region runs from base 630 to 3143 and encodes 837 amino acids.
GCGGUGCAAACGGGGUGCGGGGUGCCGGGGGGUGCGCAGUGCAAACGGGGUGCACGGGGCAGAGGGGUGCACGGGGCAGAGGGAUGCAAGCAUCUUGCAGGGGGGCACCAGGGAGUUCCGAGCAGCUGAGAGUCCCCGCAGCGGGGGGUGGCAGGGAGCCCCCCGCUUUGUGGGGUCGGCUCUAGCAGCGCUCUGGCUCCGGAAGCGGGUUUGGGGUUCCUGGAGGACGCGGGGAGAUUUCCUAGAGGGGUGUCCUGGAGCUGUGCACUGAGCUACGGGCGGGUUGGGUCUCUGGUGUUGUCUCCUCUAUACGAGCAGCGAUCCCUAUGGCUGAGGGGAAAGCUCAGGGGUCCUAACAGUCAGUGGAGAGACCCUCCCCACCAGGAGAUCUCGGGUCUCAGAAAUCCCACCACUGGGCUGGCACAGACCUCCCAGCUUUAUUUUUGGCACCCGAGGCCGCCUCGCAGAUUCUCCAGCCGUGCAGCCAGGCUCUCCAACCGCAGGGAACUGCUGAGGCCACGAGGAGACUUGGAUGUGUGCCGCUGUCCUAGCAGCCGUGGUGGAGGGACAAGGACUUCAGCUCAGGACAUCCAGUCAUCACUCUCCCGUGCCUGUAGCCGAUAAGAGCCAUGUCAGCCCAGAAGGACAGCUGGGUUUCUUUGUUCUCUUUCCUGCUCUUCUGUGUUUCCUCCAUCCCAACACGGGGAAGUGCAAGGCUGCUGCAGGAGCUGAGCCCCCAGGAGUAUUUCAGUAGCUUACAAGCUGGCAGAGCAUCCUUGGCUUAUUUCAGCCGUAACGUUUCUCCUGGUGCCCAGCCCUUCUUGGAGCAGAUUGAGAACUCAGUCGAGGCUCUUCAGGACUAUGGUAUUUCAGUGGUGAAGGUUAAUUGUCCCAAAGAGGAUGUUUCGAGAUACUGUGGAAAAGAAAACACAUUAAGGAAAGCCUAUCUGUUCAGAGGUAAUGUGCUGAUCAGAGUGUUCCCCACCGAUGCCUUGUUUGAUGUGAACUCCAUUGUCGCAAAUGUUUUAUUCGCCUUGCUCUUUAAUGAAGUUAAAUACGUUGAAACAUUGGCGGAUCUUCAGAACAUUGAAAAUAUGUUGAAAGGGAGGUCGAACAUGGUCUUUGCCUAUGUACCAGCUACAGGGACAGCAGAGCACAGAGCUGUGAUGGAGGCCGCUUUUGUCUAUGGGACUGUCCACCAGUUUGUUCUGACAACUGAGGCGACGCUGUUGAAAGACACUGGCAAUGAUGAGCCUGAUGUGUUGUCUGCCCAGCUCUUGUUCUGCCACUGCCAGCAGGCCACAGACCUGGCACAGCCCUGCAGGAGGACAGCCAUGGAGCAGCCGCUGACCUUGCUCAACAUCCACAGGCACCUCAAGCUCAUGGGGGCUCCUCUGGUGACAGAGGUUGCUGAGGAUCCAGAGAAGGUUUCCACCGUUCACUUGCAGCUUGGGCUACCACUUGUGUUCAUCCUCAGCCAGAAAGAGACCUAUGAGGCUGACAGGAGAACAGCAGAGUUUGUGGCCUGGCAGCUCUUGGGGAAAGCAGGAGUUGCCCUUUUGUCCAGGGACCUCGUAGAUUCGAACGUUCUGCUCCGGUCAAACGUUGCUCUCAAGACACCAGAUGAGGGAGUGCCAAUCAAAUACCUGGUCUUGGAAGACACUGAUGAAGUUAUUACCCUGGUGGAAGACAAGAGCAAGGUCAAACAAAUCCAAGAGGAUGAGGAGGAGGACGAGGAGGAUGAGGAUGAAAAAGAGAAUAACAAUCAAGAUAUUCAAGAUGAUCAAGUGGUGGAAGCAGUUUCCAGGGACAAGAAGCGAGAGCUGCCCCUGGAGCAGAUCCUUGCUCUAACGGAAGAGACUUUCCACUCUGCCCUCUUGGAGACUGCCCGCACGGUGGUGAUGUUUUAUGCCAGCUGGGAAGCAGUGUCCCUGGCAGUGCUGCGGUCUUACGCCGAGGUGGCUGAUCACCUGAAAGGAACUCAGGGGGUUCUGCUCUCUCGGGUAAACUGCUGGGACUGGCCUGGCGUUUGCACAAAGGAGAACGUCACUCAGUUUCCUACCAUCAAGAUUUACGAGAAGGGAGAGCGAUCAGUGAUGUACAAUGGCAUGUGGGGAACCGAAGAACUGACCAACUUCAUCAUGCUGAGCCGAAUUUCCUGCCCUCUGAAGCUGACCACGAUUGAGGAAGCAGAAGGAUAUUUAAGAGGAGAGUUUCCACCUGAGCUGUCAUCCUUUCGCCACACUUCGGUUCUAGGAGUCUUUAGCACAGCCACCAGUGAAGCCAAGGAAGCUUUUGAAGAGGCAGGAAACAUCUUAAGUGGCCAUGUAACGAUGGGGAUGUAUUUUGAAGAUGAUGCCUUGGCUUUGUCCCAUCAAUAUGCCGUGUCUCCCCCAGCCCUUCUUCUCGCCAGGAGUGGAGGUCGGAGCGUGGAAGGCAUCGCUUUGUCCAAGCAGAGCGCGCAGGACAUGGUGCAGAUGAUCAGAUAUGAAUUGCUGGACAUUUUUCCAGAAAUCACUGUGCAAAAUCUACCCCCCUACUUGCAGCUCGGAAAGCCCUUCCUCAUCUUGUUCAGCGAUGGUGACAUCGGUCAAAUGGAAAGCGAGGAAAUGCUGAAGGUGGCAAAAAGAAGACCCCACCAAGUGUUUGUGGCUUGUUGGUUAAACUUGAGGAAGACUCCAGUGGGACGUGGGAUCCUGAAGGCGUAUUUUGCCACUGUUCCUUCCUUGCCUGUUCUCGUCUGGGUGAACCUUCAUGCCGGGGGUCAGGUAUUCAAGUUCCCACCGGAGCAGUCCAUCACCGAAAUGAACAUCUUGUCUUGGCUGGAGAAGCUCAAAGCAGGACUGGAGAUUCCCAGCAGUACCCUGUCUGAGGAAGACUGGAAACCACCUCUCCCUGCUUAUGACUUCCUCCGGAUGAUGGAGACCACCAUGCCUGAGCUCUCCCUCCACACCUCCCACCACCCUGGGGACAUGCCGGAGCAGCACCCGCCCAAAAGCCCAGGAGGGGACACUGCUGUCCCCAAGGAGCCAUCGCAGGAGAACAAAGCAGAGAAAGUUGUGUCCCCUGGGAGGGACCUGCGGGGGACAGCCCCGAGGCUGGCGGCAAGGGAGAAACAGGGCAAGAGACACAGCGAGCUCUGAGAGCCCAGGCAGUGAAUGAUGUGGGACGAUGCCCAGAAAACUUUAUCAUUUCCCCACCCCUCCAUGAGCCUUUGCACCAAGGAGAGGAGCUCUUUCAGCAGUAAAUUAACAGUGAAGGGUCAAACCAGCCCUUAAGUCUCAGUGAGUUCCCUGCCACAGCGUGUCAGUUGUUCUGGGGACAUGGUUUAGUGCUAGAUUUAGAUUAUGGCUAGACUCAAUGAUCUCAAGGGUCUCUUCCAACCAAAAUGAUUCUACGAUUCUGCAAGACCUUAUUGUGGCUUUUCCGUACUUAAAAGGGGCCUGUUGCAAUAGGACAAGGGGUGAUGGUUUUAAACUAAAGGAGGGAGAAUGAGGCUGGACAUGAGGAAGAAAUUGUUGCCCCUGAGGGUGGUGAGAGCCUGGCCCAGGUUGGCCAGAGAGGUGGUGGGUGAACCAUCCCUGGAGACAUCCCAGGCCAGGCUGGACGGGGCUCUGAGCAACCUGAGCUGGUGAAGAAGUCCCUGCUCAUGGCAGGGGUGGCACUGGAUAAGCUUUGAAGGUCCCUUCCAACCCAAACUGUUCUCUGAUUCUGCGAUUCUGCAGUGGCUGUGGUUUCUGAUGCCAGAAAUGUGUCCGUACACCCCACACCUUGGUCCCUCCACUGUUGGGAUUGCAUUUCACACCAAGGGACGGGAGCAGAUCAGGGAGGCUGCAGCAAGGGAGCUCAGCCCGCCCUGUGGCUGGGGGAGCGAUGGGGGCAGCUCACUGCUCACUGGAUGCUCACUGAAUGCUCACUCGCACAACAAACUAUGCUGGAAAUGUCGAAUCAGCACAGCCUUGCUCUAUAUAGUUUCUGUGUCACAUAAACACUUCGGUUGCCCCCGAGCAGGAAGGAGUGAGUGAUUCCAGGAUAUAAAGCACAUUUCUCUCUCUCCCCCACGUGCAGUAGCAGCUCUAGUGAUCUGUGUUGCAAAGCUUUGCUCUCAAAAAGCAUUUACAUCUGCACUGUGAGUGUGUGGAGCUGGGAGGGCAAGUGUGGCACCCGCUCCAGCACUGCUAAAACUGGCACCUGCUUGUGUUUACACCUGUCUUGGCAAGCGAAUUUGUGAGCAUCUUCAUCCUCGGGGGGUAAAAAAGGAGCAUCUGGUUUUAUUACAAAGGCCAGAGCUCAGGUCAUCACAACAGCCAUGAAUAGCCAGGGCAAAAAUCUGCCAGCAAAUCCUGAGGGCAGGCAGGUUGGAAGAUGGCUUUGCUCAGCGCUGGCAUUUUCUUGGGUGCAAGCCCAGGGGGGUUAUUUGCAGCCUCAAUAUUUCUUUGCUCUCGGUGACAGCAGCGAGGUUGGUGCUUUCUGAGCCGGGGAAAAUACAGGGAGUGAGUUCCACAGAAAAAACAGCGCGUUGGAAACCAGGGGAGGGAGAUGAAGGGGAUAAACCUUUCCAAGGUAGGAUGGAGCUGCUUUUCCAGCCUCUGCUCAUCUCCUGGGUCUGUCCUUUGUUAGAGGACCUGAGCCUGCGGACCAGCGUGGGAAGCUUUGUCUAAUGCCAGUCAUACCAUGACCAUCUUCCCACCCCCUUGAAUAAAUAUCUGCUCCUUUCCAUAGCACCAUUGAGAUGUCACGGGAGGGUCAGAUCCUCCUCCUCCUUAUGGCUCUGAAGUUACUGUGGAGGGGAAAAAUUGAUGGUGAGAACCCGCUGAGAGCCUUGUAAAGUCCGUAAUUCUCAUCCACAUGGUUGGGAAUAUUUUGAAAUGCCCAGAAAUAGACAUUAAUCUAGGGCUUUCCUUGAAACCCUUAAUUGAAACAGUCUAUUUUUGGACUUGAUAACAGGCUUGGAGCCAAAAAUGUAUAUACUCAAAGUACUAAAGUGUAGUAUGCGGAUGGGACCCAGCCAUGCAGCCAACUAUUCCCAAGGGAAGGAGCAGGUCUGGGCACAAAUGGAUCUUCUGUGAAUUCCUGUCAUUCCUCUGCUCUAUAAGGUCAUAGACACAUAGAAUCACAGAAUGGUUUGGGUUGAAGGGGCCUUCCAAGCUCAUCCAGUGCCCCCCCUGCCAUGAGCAGGGACAUCUUCACCAGCUCAGGUUGCUCAGAGCCCCGUCCAGCCUGGCCUGGGAUGUCUCCAGGGAUGGUUCAUCCACCACCUCUCUGGGCAACCUGGGCCAGGCUCUCACCACCCUCAGUGUCAAAAAUUUCUUCCACAUGUCCAGCCUGAAUCUCCCUCCUUUAGUUUAAAAGCACCACCCCUUGUCCUAUCGCACCAGGCCAUCCUAGAAAGUCUGUCCCCAUCUUUCUUAUAAUCCCCUUUUAAGUACUUUAAGUGACACUGCUGGGCUCUACAAACUGAGUGUUGGGCCCUUCCCCAUCCUGUCCCCAGUGAUGCUGCUGGUACCACAUUGCUCUCUCACUUGGUGCAGGUGAAGUACGAUAUUUGGCCUUGUGGUUGAUAUCUUAAAUAAGCUCCCACCUUAAGGACAGUCCAUCCGCAUCUGUCCUGGGUACAGCAUGAUGAGUCGAGGGGCUGGUAUCCUGGGCUGGGGGCACCCCUAUGAGAAGGCUCUAUGAGCCCCCUGAGCCCUGAGGGAUCCCCUCCAGCAGGGUUUGUGCAACACCAGGGGUGUUCAUGCAUCCUUCCUCUUCUUGGUCGUGCAUCCUUUUUUAAUCACAUCAUAGAAUCACAGAGUCAUUUGGGUUGGAAAAGACCCUCAAGAUCAUCAGGUCCAACCAUUAACCCACCCCUGGCACUAACCCAUGUCCCUGAGAACCUCAUCUCUGCUCAGCCCCUCCAGGGAUGGUGACUCCAGCACUGCCCUGGGCAACCUGUUCCAAUGCCCGACAGCCCUUUGGGGAAGAAAUUGUUCCCGAGAUCCAACCUCAACCUCCCCUGGCACAACUGGCCAUUUCCUCUCGUCCUGUCACUUGUCACUUGGGAGGAGACCAACACAUCCCUUGGCUGUGCAGCACCAGGACAGGAUCCUGUCACUAGAGGUCAGUGCCACAUCUCAGUUAUAGCUGCAAAAAUUGCUGCCUUUCCAAGUGUUGCUUCAAUUAAUGCUGGAGCAUUUCCACCCAAGUGAUGAGGGGUUAGUGACCACUACCUGGUGGUGUCCUGGUGGGACGCUGGUGGCUGAGGGAUUCUUUGCACCCAGGGGCGGUAGCUGUGACAAGCUGAAGGGCUGGGGCGUCCCCUGCAUCAGCAGUGGGGUCAUUUAGAGGUGCAGGAACCCCAAGCUGAGCCCAGCCAGCGGGUCCCUGCAGCUGCCAGUGCAGGUGCCAGCGGUGACACAGGGAAGGGUUGUGUUUGUUCCUGUCCCACCACUGGCAUCAAACUGGGGCUGCAGCUGCAUUGGCUGGAGCUGCUGACAGUGAACAGGGGAGCAGGUUGGGGUCCUGGACCACAUUGCCUGGCUUUGAUUUUUUUGGUUUGUUUGUUUUUAAAUAUAAAAUGUCUUUUUCCUUGUGCAGCACAAGCAGGUACUUAGGGAAAUACAUAUGUGCCAGGAUAUGUACAUAGAGAAAGUAUUAGGGGUAUUGGGGACAGUUGAUUGUGGUCUGCAACCCACAGCACACUCAUUUGUGUGCUACUUUUUCUUAAGAGCUGUGGCUCUGGGAACAAACUGGUGUGGAACUCAAUAUUCUGCAGUGGGUGUUUACGGCCUUGAGUAAAAAGCAAGUCAGUGGAAGGAGACCUUUUUCAACCAAUUAAUGCCAAAAGACACGUCUGUUUGGCGAAACCACAGAUCUGUUUCCCUAGAUGACAUGCAUGCUGAGCUGGAGAACACAGAGAUUUCCUGACCAAUAUGGCAUUAACUAUUCACAGAAGACCAAAUUCUUCUUUUGAUGGUGACACACAAAAGGUGGACGUUUGCGUGCACUUUGUGUGCUUUGGGAGCUUUUCAGGGGUUGUUUGAAUGUCAGUGGUUGAUCAGAAGAUAAAAUGAUGACACAUGCAAGGGGAAAAAAAAAAAAGAUGAUGUGCUUGUCCUAGAGAGCAAACCAAUUUAAAUUAUUGUCCAAAACAAUGCUAAAUUCUCCAAGUGCUGUGUUCUGACUGGUCUUCCGUGUCCUUGGUGAGCCCUGCAGGGCCAUCACCAUUGGUGAGGAGGGAGGAAGGCUUGCAGCAGCAGUGUGGGGGAACAUGAAGGAUGCUCGUUGUAUUUUCCAUGCUUAAAGAGCUUUUAGAGGAUGGGUUAGGGAAGUCAGUGAACUGAACAGCAUGAAAGCCCCGGGGACCUGACUGUGGGGUAGAUGUUUCUGUGCCAUCUGCUGCCCUCGGAUGCUCGGUGCCAUCUGACUCGGGACCUGCUCACAUGGACAUCUCCGCAGAUGCUCUCCAAGCUGUGGAACAUCAGGAAGCAAUCACAGUGUUUCUCCCAGCUUGAGCAAAACAAGGAUGGCAAAAUAACAAAGUCCUUGUGGUGGAAGGUGAAUUGUCCAAGUUGGCCGUUCUCACCCAUCCUGGACCACUGAUGAUCACAGUCCCAAGCCUGGACCAGUGACAGCCACUGUCCCUUCCAGUAAGCCUCAGUCCGUGGCCAGGCCGUCAUCUAAGCCGAUCUACCUUCACAACUGUGAAUAUAUUUCUUUUUAUAUUUAUCUGUUUGGGAUUCUGCAGCUCCAUUAAUCAUGUUUUAGCACUCAGUGAAGACUUAAAAUCAAUUAGUCCGAAUUGUAACAUACAAAGAAAAAUAAAAACUGAAAAAGAACUGGAAAUUAAACUCAA